This is a messenger RNA of Notolabrus celidotus (New Zealand spotty), 2428 nucleotides long. It is a transcript of the gene tram1, whose product is annotated as translocation associated membrane protein 1. The coding region runs from base 198 to 1310 and encodes 370 amino acids. Gene Ontology annotation, biological process: protein insertion into ER membrane; SRP-dependent cotranslational protein targeting to membrane, translocation. Gene Ontology annotation, cellular component: endoplasmic reticulum membrane. Lineage: Eukaryota; Metazoa; Chordata; Actinopteri; Labriformes; Labridae. The record is from RefSeq and is a predicted model, not a curated record. The transcript has 11 exons.
ACGCUGCGUCUCUCUCUCCGUGGACCCUCCCACUAGCAGAAGAGUGACACGCCAUUCAAUUGCUGCCUGGCCCUUUGCUUGUAGCGAGCCGGAGGGAGCUUUGAGCGUUUCUAUCACAGAAGGAGAUCAACAAUAUCAGACAGAACCCCUCUGCAGCUGAGCAUAGGACAGACGAAGUUGGCUCGAAGUGUGUGGACAUGGGGAUCCGAAAGAAGACCAGCAAGAACCCGCCGGUGCUGAGCCAUGAGUUUGUCAUCCAGAACCAUGCAGAUAUUGUUUCCUGUGUUGCUAUGGUGUUCCUGCUCGGGCUCAUUUUUGAGGUCACCUCAAAAUUUGCAGUGUUGUUCAUAACAGUUCAGUACAACGUCACCAUAUCAACAAACGAAGGCCCAGAGGAGACGGCAGUGAACCACUUCCACCAUGGCAUCAAAGACCUGGCUACCAUCUUCUUCUACAUGCUGGUUGCCAUCAUCAUGCAUGCCAUCAUCCAGGAGUAUGUGCUGGAUAAAAUCAACAGGAAGAAGCACUUCUCCAAAACGAAGCACAGCAAGUUCAACGAGUCGGGACAGCUCAGCGCUUUCUACUUAUUCUCCUUUGGCUGGGGCGCAAGCAUACUUCUCUCUGAAAACUUUCUGUCCAAUCCUGUCACAUUGUGGGAGGGUUAUCCUCAUACACUGAUGCCAUUCCAGAUGAAAUUCUUCUACAUUUGUCAGCUGGGCUACUGGUUGCACUCUCUCCCUGAGCUGUAUUUCCAAAAGACAAAGAAAGAGGAUAUUCCACGCCAGCUUGUGUACAUAUCCCUCUACCUGGUCCACAUUGCAGGCGCCUAUGCUCUGAAUCUGAACCGUCUGGGUCUGGUCCUGCUCGUGCUGCACUACUUUGUCGAGCUGCUGUUCCACGUUUCUCGCCUCGUCUACUUCAGCAACGAGAACAGACAGACUGGCUUCACCAUCUGGGCGGUCUUAUUUGUCCUUGGACGGCUGCUCACUCUGUCCCUGUCUGUCCUCACCGUGGGCUUUGGCCUUGCCAACGCGGAGAAUCAAGGCUUCAGUUUGGCUGAAGGAAACUUUAAUGUUCUUUUCAUUCGGAUAACUGUCCUGGCCGCCAUCUGCCUCACUCAGGCCUUCAUGAUGUGGAAAUUUAUCAACUUCCAGCUGCGCCGGUGGAGAGAGCACGCCCAGGCUCAGAGCUUGAAAAAGAAACAGGUCCCCUCCAAGAGCAAAUCAAAGAAAGACAAAGCCAAUGGAGUAAACGGAGUAAACUCUCAUGGAGCUGAUUCACCCAGAGCAAGAAAAGAGAAGUCGUCAUAAACACAUUUCUCCCCCUCACCCCCUCCUCAAAGAUCCAACUCUUCACGUGCCUCCAAGGCUGCAUCCAACCGACAGCUCCUCCUCCUCCACCUCCCUGAUAUGCAUCUCCAGCCCCCCGCCACACAGAACUGACUGACCUCCACCCAGCUGGACCUCCAAGGCCCAGAAUGCAUUUAGCUUUACUUGCCGCCACUCGUCCAGCACGCCUUGAUUUAAGAAUCGUGGCUCUGCUGUGCCGUUUUCAAACUAAUUCCAAAAUAAACUAUGAAAAAAAGACCUUAUUUAAGAAGUGCCUAUUGAUGCGGAUUGUUUUGUACAGGGUGUGUAAUUUUAAAAAUUCAGGAAUGAUGACGUCAGUGUUUAAUAUUUCUCCCAAGUCAGGUUGUUCAUGCUCUUUCUUAAAUACUGUGUAUUCCCCCUUGUGUUUGUUUCCCUUCUUUCCUCUAGUGUUUGUACCUGCUUCACCUUUUCUUUGCAUCUGACUCCUUUUGAGUGACUUUUAGGACAUUUAUGGAAAUUCAUAUAGUCCAUAAAUCUCUUAAUUUCUCACGAGUGACAAAGUCCUCUUAUAAACUCCAUCCUUAGGACAUGACUGGGUUCACACCCCAGACUGUUCAACAAAACACACUUUUAUUUAAAAAAUCAGAUGCCCAGAUAGAAAAAAAGAGUAUUAAAUUGCAGGAGACUUCACACUGUUACGGUAAAUGUAGUGCCACAGUUUAGUUCUCUGUAACCUGAUGUAGCAUUUCAUUUUUGGAGUUCAGAGCAGCAUUUUCCUUACCAUUCAGUUCUACAUCACCUGCUGCAGUUCUGCCUGAAACACUGUUAACAGGGAUGAAGUCAGUUAAAAAAAAAACCUUCCUGAGUUGGAUUGUCUGGUGUGAUCCCUCAUUGUUUCCUGUUUCAGUAGGAUUAGGCUGCUGUAUUUGUUUACUCUCAUAUUAUUGCUCACCUGAAAAGUGUCCACAGGAAUGAUUCGAUGUAGAAGCGCGGACUGAAAAUGAAACAUUUUGUUUGGCUGUUCCCCCCUGACCCACUUUGGACUGUGCCAAAUGAGCCUGAUUGACUGUUGAUGUAUGCCUUUUACUUAAAUGCCAUAAAAUGAAUUUACAAAGCUA